UGGAAUAGUUGGUCAAAAUGGCAGCGGCAAUAAUUUUGGCUGUAGCUAUUAUACUUUUUACAGCAUGGGUAAUUAAAAGAGAGUUAUCAAGGAAAAAGAUUGAUAUAAUUCCAGGUCCAGUAGCCUUACCAAUUCUUGGAAAUGCUCACCAGCUAAAACAUACCAGCAGAGGGUUUUAUGAUCAGAUGGAAGGGUAUAUGAAGUUUUACGAGGCUAGGGGAAUAUUUCGACUUUGGCUUGGAUUUAUAGGAUUGAUCAUAGUUUACAAACCAGAGUAUGCUGAGGUGAUUCUUCAGAGCAGUAAACAUUUGGAUAAAGCUGAUGAGUAUAGAUUCCUCCAUCCAUGGCUAGGGACAGGUCUUCUAACCAGCACUGGGAGUAAAUGGAAAUCUCGUCGGAGGAUGCUGACACCAACGUUCCAUUUCAAGAUUCUGAAUGACUUUGUGGGUGUGUUCCAUGAUCAAGCCACCAUCAUGGUAAAGAAGCUCUCUGAGGUGGCCGAUGGAAGAGAAUUCAACAUCUUCAAUUACAUCACCCUCUGUGCAUUGGAUAUCAUUUGUGAGACUGCGAUGGGAAGAACUGUUGAUGCUCAGAGUAACAGCGAGUCAGACUAUGUCAAGUCUGUCUACAAGAUGACUGAGCUAGUCUUACAGAGACAGAGGACACCCUGGUACUGGCCUGACUUCCUCUACAACACUAUUGGAUAUGGAAAGGAGCAUGAUAGAUGUCUUCAGAUUCUCCAUGGAUUCACUAAAAAGGUAAUCAAGGAGAAAAUGGAGAGUCAGACUGAGGAAUCGCGACACAGUAUGGAGGAAAUGCUGAGUCAGCACUCGGAGGAAGACAUGUACAGGAGCAAAGGUCAGAGGUUAGCCUUCCUGGACAUGCUGCUGUGUAAAACAGAAGAUGGCUCCCAGUUGUCCAUGGAGGAUAUCAGAGAGGAAGUGGACACAUUCAUGUUUGAGGGGCAUGAUACAACAGCGGCAGCCAUGAACUGGGCUGUCCAUUUAAUUGGUGCAGAUCCCCAGGUUCAGGCUAAAGUCCAUGAGGAAAUGGACCAGGUAUUUGGGGACAGUGACAGGCCAGCUACAAUGAAUGAUCUAAAGGAGAUGAGGUAUCUGGAAUGCUGUAUAAAGGAGGCUUUAAGACUGUUCCCUUCUGUGCCGUUCUUUGGUAGAAAGUUAACAGAGGACUGUCAAUUUGAUGAAUACAAAAUUCCCAAGGGUACGACAGUGAUCAUUACACCGCCCGGGUUACACAGAGACACACGAUACUUCCCUGACCCAGAGAAAUUUGAUCCUGACCGAUUUUCACCAGAAAACAGUCUCAAACGACAUCCCUAUUCCUACGUCCCUUUUUCAGCUGGACCCAGGAACUGCAUUGGCCAGAAAUUUGCCCUCCUGGAAGAGAAAGUGAUGCUUUCCAACAUCUUCAGAAAAUUCAGUGUUACCUCCAAACAGACCAGAGAGGAGCUGCUUCCCAUUGGAGACCUCAUAAUGAGGCCAGAACAUGGGAUCUUUGUGGAAAUACGCCCCCGCCAAAAGUAACAAUCCAUGACAUACUAUGAUAGCUUGAAUCAAAGUAUCAAUUUCUAUAAUUAAUUAUUUUUGGGGGGGAAGAAUUUAAUCGUAUAUUAAGGUGACAUUUCUACAAAUGAUUUUUUUACAAAAGUUCAACUAAAUGCACUUUUUUAUGUCCCACACUGUGAUUUUUUUAACACCUUGAAUGAAAAUUUUAAACACAUAUCAUGUUUUAGUGCUUUUUGACAUUUUGAGUGUAGUGCAUGUCUUGCCUUAUAUGUACAUAUAGGAUCUCCCAUUGUUUGUGAAUGGAUAUGAUUUUUUAUCAAACGAAUUGUGUGCUUCUAUCCCCAAGCCUUGGUGAGGAGACAAAAACACCAACAAGUUGGAUAAAAAAAACUCAUCUAACCACAAAUCAUGGGAGAUUCUUUUUAUCACAUGUUUCACAUAUAGUUAUUUCAUUUUUUACUCUGUUUUAUAUAUGUAAAUCCUCAAUAUUUCACUUGAUCAGAUUCACACAAAAACCAUUGUGACGUCACAAUUGUGGAUAUGAAAACGAUAUUCUAUGAGCUAUAUCCACUGUUUAAAGGAGUAAACAUGUGAUAAAUAUAUUUAUACAAAAAUUCACUUUAUGUUGAUUGCUCAUAGAAGACAGUUCUUUUUUCAUUAUAAGUGGUAAUCCAAGGAACCCUUAUCAGUAAAUGUAGAUGUACUUUUUCUUUAGGAAUUAGAUUUUUAGGUUUCAUAAUAAUGACACUGGUACCUACACUAUACAUGUAGACAAAUGUAAUAAGAUUAGUUUGUUAGUGAGUUAUGCUUUGUUAUAGACAUAUUUACAGUUUUGAUUUUCUUUAUUUGAGAAAGAAAUGCAUAUCAUUCUUUGUUCACAUAAUUGUUGUGCAUUUUUGUUUUGUUUCUUUAUACGUUUGUUCUGCGUUUUAUCUUACCCGUGCUGAAAGCUGAAGUGAGCUUUUCUGAUCAUAGUCUGGUCAUUGUCAAUUGUUAUUAACUUUUACAUUUUUGACUUUUUAUCAAGAACCAUCGAGGCAUUUUCAAGUUAACUUGCCACAAAGCAUCUUUGGGUAAAGAGUGGGGAUUCACAAUGGGUUUCAUUUUCACAUGGCAAUCUAAAGGGGGAAAAAUCUAGGUACCUGGUAUUUCUUCUACAGGAAAACAUGACCACAAGUAGUCAUAUUAAAAUAUAUUAAUAUAAACAUAUAGUGAAGAUUUAAGUUUGCUCACGUCAUUGCCUCUGGGACAAAUGGGGUCUCAAUAUGGAACCAAUGCUUGACAUAGGAAUAUACAUAUUUUUAUAGCAGAACAUUUUAAAAAAUCAUAAGAAAAACUUCAGGACAUGAAUUAGUUGUUGUUAUUAC
This is a messenger RNA of Saccostrea echinata, 2893 nucleotides long. RefSeq names its product cytochrome P450 4V2-like. The record is from RefSeq and is a predicted model, not a curated record. The coding region runs from base 18 to 1544 and encodes 508 amino acids. Lineage: Eukaryota; Metazoa; Mollusca; Bivalvia; Ostreida; Ostreidae. The transcript has 12 exons. Gene Ontology annotation, molecular function: oxidoreductase activity, acting on paired donors, with incorporation or reduction of molecular oxygen; monooxygenase activity; heme binding.